AGGGUUUAGGUUCGCCCUUCCCCUUCUUCACCCCAAAACCCUAGAAAGAGAUAGAGGUCAAAAAUGAAAGAAAUCCCGCUGCAGCUAUCACUAAGCCAAACACAGAGAUCGAGACUGCGAGCUGCUCUCGAGAAACUUCAGGAUCUCGCUUCGAAAUCCACAGCCUCUGUCACCGUCGCCGACACGAUCCCCGUCAACCACGAAGAUGGCAUCCUCAAGGGCCAUGGGACGUCAGAGUUCAAUGAAGAAGUGGUGGCUACAGUUUGUGGUGUGGUUGAGCGAGUGAACAAACUUGUUUAUGUUCGUACGCUUAGAGCUAGGUACAUACCAGAGGUUGGAGAUAUUAUUGUUGGCCGUGUCCUUGAGAUUGCUCCAAAACGCUGGAGAUUGGAAAUAAAUUUCAGUCAGGAUGCAGUAUUGAUGCUUUCAUCUAUGAACUUGCCAGAUGGUAUUCAGAGACGCAGAACUGCUGUUGAUGAACUCAACAUGCGUAGCAUCUUUGAAGAAAAUGAUGUUGUUUGUGCUGAAGUUCGUGGAUUUCAGCAUGAUGGGAGUUUGCAGCUACAAGCAAGAAGUCAAAAGUAUGGAAAGUUAGAAAGAGGUCAACUGCUCUCAGUCCCAUCAUACUUAGUUAAAAGACGCAAACAACAUUUCCACCAUCUUGAAAAAUAUGGUGUCGAUCUCAUUCUAGGCUGCAACGGUUUCAUUUGGGUCGGUGAACACGUAGAACCUAAAGACAACGAGAUGGUGGAAGAUCAUCAGAAACAAGAAGAAUUUACACCAUUGGAAACAAGGCAGCAUAUUUGCAGGAUUGCCAAUUCGAUUCGUUUGCUUUCUGCUUUGGGAUUCAAUCUUUCUGCUGAUAAAAUUGUGGAGACCGCUGAGGCUAGUAUGUUUUCAAAUAUCGCGAUAAAAGAUAUUCUUGGAGCUGAGUUUUGUGUUGAGACUGCAGAGACUGAACUUAAGAGAAGAGUUUCGAAGAGGAGAAGCUGAUUGCUUGCGAAUUUAUGUGAUAAGUUUUCAUUUUGUUAGUCAAAGGAGGGAUAUCUUGCGUGCAUUUUUGAGUUGCGGAAUGUUUGAAAGCCCUUAAGCUGCUUCAAUCUAUGUUCAAUGGUAGUUGAAAUGAACAAAAUUUUCUUGUAAUGCUGAAAGCAUAUAUCUUUUUUCCAUUUGUUUUUGGGUAACAUUUCUUUUUGACCUU
Molecule: messenger RNA, 1201 nt
Organism: Asparagus officinalis (garden asparagus)
Lineage: Eukaryota; Viridiplantae; Streptophyta; Magnoliopsida; Asparagales; Asparagaceae
Product: exosome complex component RRP4 homolog
Exons: 7
Coding region: 64-993 (309 amino acids)
Biological process (GO): exonucleolytic trimming to generate mature 3'-end of 5.8S rRNA from tricistronic rRNA transcript (SSU-rRNA, 5.8S rRNA, LSU-rRNA); CUT catabolic process; U4 snRNA 3'-end processing
Cellular component (GO): nuclear exosome (RNase complex); cytoplasmic exosome (RNase complex)
Molecular function (GO): RNA binding
Source: RefSeq, a predicted model, not a curated record